AUGUCAUACCAAAAAGUUCAAAAUUUUAAAUGUCGAUGUCCACUUGUACAAACUGGUGUCUAUGGCCUUAGUGAGUCUCAUCAAAUACCAAAUAUUCCAUGUGAUCGUUCAUCAAACGAUGUUUUUCUUAAUCAGCAUCUUCAAUGGUAUCAUAAUUUCGAUAGUGUAUCAGCCCGAAAAUUAGUUCGUGCUAUCAGUAAUAAUGUAAAUCAAAAUGAACAUUUAUUCAGUAUUUACGAACGUGUGCUUAAGCAAAAUAUUUCCGUUGAAAAUUAUAAAUGUAAAUGUCCAUUAACACAAGAUGGUGUAUUUGGUUUAUCUGAUGAACAUGACAUAACGAAUAUUCCAUGUGGACGAGCUGAAAAAGAAGUUCUAUGUUUUCAACAUUUACAAUUUCAUCAUAAUUUAUCUUCACGUGCUGCAAAAAAAAUUGUUCUAGCAUUAGUAUCCUAUACUCCAACGAUUACAAGACUUUUCCAUAAUAAUGAUCAUAUCACGCAAUCGAAAUGUGCGGUUAGAAAACUUAAAGGCAAAUGUCCACUACUAUCAAGACAUAUUUACGGUCUAAGUGAUCAUCAUCAUAUUCCAAAUAUUCCAUGUGAUCGUGCGGAUCAACAUAUAUUUUUAUUUCAUCAUUUAACAUAUUUUCAUAAAUUAAAUGCUAAAGCAGCAACACAAUUAAUUCGAGCAUUACUUAUAAAUAAAGAUCCACGUGAACCAAUAUUUCAUUCAAAUGAUAUUAUUGUUGUAUCCGAUCAAGCCGUUAAUCAGCAACCGUAUAAAACAAAACGAUCGAAAAAAAUUAAUGAACAAGAAAAAAAUUAUUCAGAAACAAUUUUAGAUUUUUCUACACAUUAUCAAAGUCUUAUUAAUGCAAUUCAUACUUCGAUUAAUAAAACUACGAAUGACAAUUUAGAUAAUAACAUGAUGCCACUCGAUUGCAGUAAAUCCAAUCAACAAUCAUAUCAAUUAAACUAUCCAUAUUCAACGAAUAAUAUGGCACAAGCACAUGGUCUCGAUUUCAAUUCAUUCUUAACCUAA
Rotaria socialis is the source of this 1041-nucleotide messenger RNA. The record is from the annotation of a GenBank genome assembly. Lineage: Eukaryota; Metazoa; Rotifera; Eurotatoria; Philodinida; Philodinidae.